AUGAGGCUUCUCUUGGCAUUGGCUGUGCUGUUUUCCUGCAGUGAAUUCGUGGUGCAUGGGAGUCUCUUGGAGUUUCGCAAGAUGAUCAAACAAGCAACUGGGAAAAGUGCUCUACCGAAUUAUACCACCUAUGGAUGCCACUGCGGUGUGGGAGGCAAAGGAACGCCUAAGGAUGCAACCGAUUGGUGUUGCCUGCAUCACGACUGCUGUUACUCACAGUUGAUGGCUCAAAAAUGUCAUGUCAAAACUGACAGAUACCAUUACACUUACAGGAGAGGAGUCAUAACGUGCGGUCCAGACAGCUGGUGUAAAAGGAGCAUCUGUGAGUGUGACAAGGCCGCUGCGUUGUGCAUGAAGCGCAACUUACAGAGCUACAACAAGAAGUAUCGCUUCUACUCCAACAUAAAGUGCACAGGGAGAAAGCCAAGGUGUUAA
Messenger RNA from Emys orbicularis (European pond turtle), 435 nucleotides. Its product is annotated as basic phospholipase A2 Sms-N6-like. Gene Ontology annotation, molecular function: calcium ion binding; phospholipid binding. Bases 1 to 435 code for a protein of 144 amino acids. Lineage: Eukaryota; Metazoa; Chordata; Testudines; Emydidae. Gene Ontology annotation, biological process: phospholipid metabolic process; arachidonate secretion; lipid catabolic process. The transcript has 4 exons. The record is from RefSeq and is a predicted model, not a curated record.